Messenger RNA from Arabis nemorensis, 330 nucleotides. Lineage: Eukaryota; Viridiplantae; Streptophyta; Magnoliopsida; Brassicales; Brassicaceae. The record is from the annotation of a GenBank genome assembly.
AUGGUUGCCGUUGGCUUCUGGUCGAGCUUUUGUUGGCGGUAUGGUGUGUCUUUGGAUAGUUUUGUUGCUGCUUUUGUUUCUAGGUAUGGUGUGUCUUUCACUUAUUUCUCGGCUUUGAAGAUUCGAUGGAUGGGUUUUGGUCCGUCGCUUGAGAUUCUAGAUCGGUUGGUCAGGAUUAGUUUGUGGUUCGGUGUGGCGAGUGAAGUUAAGAUUGUGGUUUGGUUGUGGUCCGGGCUCGUGGUAGUAGCUCGUGAUGAAGUAUGCGGCGGACUUAUAGAUUGGUGGUUUCGCUGGUCCUUUACUCGCGAGAUCCGCGGAGGCUUGGAUUAA